Girardinichthys multiradiatus is the source of this 1821-nucleotide messenger RNA. RefSeq lists its product as uncharacterized. The transcript is spliced from 4 exons. NCBI's taxonomy places the organism in Eukaryota, Metazoa, Chordata, Actinopteri, Cyprinodontiformes, Goodeidae. The record is from RefSeq and is a predicted model, not a curated record. The coding region runs from base 89 to 1084 and encodes 331 amino acids.
UGUAGGGCCCUUCGGAAGGAGGAACAACUAAUAAACCACUCUCAUCCUACCAAGCACACUUUGUAUAGAAAGGUUUAUAGAAAGAAGAAUGGAAAUAACUGCACAGCCAGAUCAUGCAUACACCAACACCUUGUGUGAUCAGAUUAACCCGACGGAGUUCACAUAUAAAAUGAGCAACAAAGAAAUAGAAAACUUUGUGAAGUUGCGGGUUUCAAAUAGUUACCUCUUCUCUGGAAUGAGAAAUAGCUCCAAAUGGGCAUGGAGGACCAUCCUAAAACAUAUGGGCUUGCAUCGUAGCAUGACCCAUCGUCAAGCCUCUAAAAAAUGGGAAAACCUGAAGAAGAGAUAUAAGGAGUUAAAGAAUCCUCCAGAAGGUGUCAAAGCGGUGCCUGAAUCGUGGCCUUUAUUCUCCCUGCUAAAUGAUGCCAUGGAAGGUCGGCUGCAGGGCUCAGCCCCUAUCCUCAAGGCCCUUUCUAAUAACAGCAACAACAGUGAUUUCUUACCAGCACCCACCCCCAAAAGGAGAAGGGUUUCCAGCAUGGAGGUAUCUACUGCUGUAGAUCAUCGAGCAGGUAAGGCAGAGGUUGAAGUUCUGCUGAAUGGAGAUGAGGACGGGAGUGCUGUAGCAACGCUGCAAGAAAGUGAAGAGGUAAAUGAUUUCAUUCAGGAGGUGGAUAUCAGCCUGGACAGCGAGCCACUGGGGAGCAAGAGUGAGCAGCUGCUAUUAGAAAGAGAGAAAAAGAAUCGGGAUAUAGCCGCUCUUGACCGGGAAUGGGCGUUGCUUGAGAGGGAGAAGGCGACGAUGGAGAGGGAAAGGGGGGUGAUGGAGAGGGAGAGAGCAGUGAUGGAGAGGGAACGGGCUGUGAUUGAGAGGGAGAAGCUGAUGCUGGAGAAGGACAGAGAUGCUCUGCGCAGCGAGAGACUUGCUCUGGAAAAAGAAAAAGCAAGGUGGGAGAGACGUUUUGCACAAAAAGAAAUAACUGAGGAGACUGCAGAAGAUGGCAGCAAGGUGAUGAACUCUGAUGCAGUAGAUAGAAAAGAACGAUUUCUUUGUUUGUUGGAAAAACUUGCAGAGAGUAUUUAAGAAAAUCAUUGCAAUAGCAGUUUUCAAUACCUUUAAUUACUGUGCCUUGCAAAAGUGUUAAUGCCUCUUGUACUAUUUCACAUUUUGUCAAGUUAAAACUACAAACUUCAGCAUAAAUUUAUAGUAACUUAAUGUGAUAGACAAACACAAAAUUGUGAAUAGUUGUAAAAUAGAAUAAUAAAAGUGACUCUGUUUCAGAGACCAUUCCCUGUCUUCCUGUCCAAGCCCAAAAAACACCCCCACAGCAUGAUGCUGCAACCACCAUGUUUCCCUGUGGGGAUGUGGUGUUCAGGGUGAUGAGGGGCCGAAUGCAAAUGCAGGCCACACUUUUCAGAUCUUUAUUUAUAAAACAUUUUGAAAACCAUAUAUCAUUUUCUUUCAACUACAUAUGUAGGCACUACUUUCUGUUGGUCUUUCACAAAAAAUCAAAAUGAAACACAUUGAACUUGAAUUGUACUGUGUAAAAUUUAAAGGGUUAAAAAACGUUUGCAAAGUACUUUAUUUAAAAUGAAAUCCCACCACGUGUGAUUGUAUUUAAUUCCUCUAAUACAUGGUUGGGAUCCCGAAUCCAUCUUAUUGUUCUAAGUGUGGAUAUUUUGCACAGAAUGCUGAUACACACUGUAUAUGGUCAUAUGUUUAUUUUCUAUAUUGUAUCGUCAUAUUAUUCAAAAUACACAAAAAAUCUUUCAAUAAAAAAGCAUUGAGACUCCUCUUGAUUGGAGAGGUCUUCAAAUCGA